AAAGCCUUGGAGCACAAUAUUGUGGGACGUUGACAGGAGGGGCGGAAUAGGGAGACUUUGUGAGUGUUUUGUUCUACAUCAGCGAUCAUUCGCAGUUUGUGUAACUGUUCUGCAGCGUGAAGCUUUUGAGAGAAAAAAAAAGAAGUGCGAUCUGGUGGUUAUUAGACUUCCUGUCUGAAAUCGCAAGUCAGUCAGUCACACGUCCCGAAAAUGAGAAACUUUUACUCAUAAACGCCCUUCAGGAGCCAGUGAACGCUUCACUGUUGGAUUAAAUAUUUUUGGACGACAGUUUGGGUGUUUAAUGAGAAGAUCACUGAGAUUUCACCCCAUCACUGCUGCACCGUUUCGGCGUUCAGGAUGAUGAACAGUGUGUGUGUGAUCACAGUUUUGUUUUUGGCUUCCCUCAACUCGUGUUAUCCUCUUCAUGAUGAUGUGGACAUGGCUGAUAUAAUGACUGUGAAAACACUGGAUCGAUUUAAAGUUCACUUUAGCUGGCGCAACAUUAGCUGUCCGGUGUGUAAAGCUGUCUUCACCGUGGUGGACAUUGCCCUUUUGAGUGACUCGAACAUGGAGCAUGUGGCUCGUGCAGUAGGAGAAGCCUGUGUCCGUUUGCACUUGGCAGAGGAAAGUGUGUGCUGGGAAAUUACGGAGCUCUUCCGUGACGACUUCAUUCGUGCCCUUCAGGAGUCUCUUCUUUGGCCAUCAGAGGCCUGCGCCUUACUUGUGGGACCGUCAUGUGGUCAUUUUGACAUCUAUGCCCCCUGGAACAUCACCCUGCCCCAUGUCCCCAAACCUCCAGUGGUCCCUCCCUCACCACCCAAACCUGGCUCUCCUCAAAGCAGGGUGCUCUUCCUUACUGAUAUCCACUGGGAUGCUGAGUACUCUGAGGGCAGCGCGGCCGACUGCAAACAGCCCUUGUGCUGCAGGGACGAGUCUGGAAGAGCCAACUGGAGGCGCCGGGCUGCAGGUCACUGGGGUACCUACAGCAAGUGUGAUCUCCCACUGCGUACAGUAGAAAACCUGCUGCAGAAUGUAGCCAAGGCUGGACCCUGGGACUGGGUCUACUGGACUGGGGACAUCCCUGCGCACAAUGUUUGGUCCCAAACGAGGGCACAGCAGCUAAAUGAGCUGACUACCAUCUCCAGACUCAUCAGGAAGCACCUCGGACCUGACGUUACCGUGUACCCAGCCGUGGGCAACCAUGAGAGCACACCAGUCAAUAGCUUUCCUCCUCCAUUUGUGCACGGCAAUCGUUCUUCCCGAUGGCUAUAUGACACCAUGGCAGAAGAAUGGGCUCCCUGGCUGCCUGCUCAAGCUCUGAAGACUUUGCGCCGAGGAGGUUUCUACACGGCUCGGGUUCAGCCAGGUCUGAGGGUGGUGUCGCUGAAUAUGAACUUCUGUGCAAGGGAGAACUACUGGCUGUUGGUGAACUCCACAGACCCAGCGGACCAGCUUCAAUGGCUUGUACACAUCCUGCAGGAGGCUGAAAACAAGGGAGAAAAGGUGCACAUUAUUGGCCAUAUCCCCCCUGGACUCUGUCUGAGCAGCUGGAGCUGGAACUACUAUCACAUAGUCAACAGGUACGAGAGCACUAUAACAGGCCAGUUUUUUGGACACACACACUACGAUGAAUUUCAGGUGUUUUAUGAUGAAGAGACACUGACCCGAGCAGUUGGUGUGGCUUACAUUGCUCCAAGCGUAACCACUUACAUUAACCUGAAUCCAGGCUACCGUGUAUAUUAUAUUGAUGGUAACUACUCUGACAGCAGUCGUCUAGUCCUGGAUCAUGAGAACUUUAUCCUCAAUCUCACCUUGGCAAACGGUUUUCAAGAUAACUCCUCAUGGUUGCCAAAACCUGACCCGGACCCAGCAUGGACAUUGCUGUACCGGGCCUCUCAGGCCUACGGUGUGCCUGCCUUGUUCCCCUCUCACUGGGAAGCUCUGGUCCGAGCCUUCAUUACCAAUGACCACAUCUUCCAACAAUUCUGGUACUUUAUGCACAAAGGCCAUGUGUCAGAGCCCUGCAAGGAUGUGUGUAAGAGCACGCUGAUCUGCUACUUGCGCAGUGGCCGUUAUGACCUGCUGGAACAGUGUGAUCGCAUUGAUGAACUCAAGAAGACGAGAGUACGUUCUGUCAUAAAGACUCUGUGCUGAUCCAGUUAGACACUUGCCGAAGUUAAGAAUUCCACAGCUAGUAUAAAUGAGUUCAGUUAUCACUAGUGAUUUCUCAAAAUUGGAAACUUUUGUGUUGUUUUGAAAAGUAGGAAUUUCACUGAGCCAAGUUUUCAGGGUUUCUGUAAUAUGUCAUAUGCACUUUGUGAUUAUGAUUGUGCUAUUUGUUAUCCAAAGAUCAGCCUGUUUGGAAUCACUGUGUUUCAGGAUUAUUUUAUUAAUGCUUGGCACUGAUUACUAAUUACAGGUAAGUCAUUGUGUAUUUGGAUGGAAUGCUGUGGCUUUUGUGGUAGAAACGCAUUCCUGGUUAGCUUGUAUUGUAGUUAGUGACAGUGCUGUGCAAUGAUGAAACAACCUUAAAAUGAAAAAUCCAUUACAUUUAAUUGAAGGAGAACUAGAAUGCACACUCAUGCUAAAAUCUCAGAUGAUGUAAAGGUCAUGGUAUCGAAACUGCACUCUUAUGUACUUUACCUCCUACCAUUGUAGACUUCCUGCUUGUUUCAUAAUGGAGUGCAGUGAUAUGAUUUAACCUCAGCACCCCCCUUUUUUUUUUCUUUUUUUUUUUUUUAUAAUCACUGCUUCUGCUAUAUUUACUAGGACUGAUUUCAUGUCAGACCAUUGGUUUUCAAAGCUAUAGUGUAAGCUUUUCGGUGUACCCAGUUUGGAUAUUACUCAACAGUAGAAUGUUACACAUAGCAAUUUCCAUUAUAAGUUACAGUUGACGUUACCUUGGCCUUCAUAGCCCAGAAUGUAGCAGAUUUAAUGCACAGUCUCUAGUAACUGAGAAUACUGUUGAGUUUAGAAUGUAUGUGUGUGUAAAAUUUUGAUUUAACUGAUGUAAAUGUUGAGUGAAAGAUUAAAUUAAAAAUUCCACAAUCCUAUCACAGUUCUAUCACAUUUUUUUUCUAAGACAGCUGUAUGUAUGUGAUCUAAAAGUAUAUGAAUCUGUCUCUCUCAUGUUUUUAUUUAUUUAUUUUAAACAUAAUUUUGUUGGGUAGGUUUAAAGAUAACAGCGUAGAAUAAUGUCUAAGGUACUAUCCCACCAUGUCUACCGUAACAGGGAUAAAUGCAAAAUUGGUCCUGGAUGGCAUUCUUAGUGUGAACAGUUUAGAGCUCAUCCCUCAAGAAAUAUCAACAUGUAGGCGAUAAAACAAUAAUAUCCAAAACAAAAUAUUUUCCUAACGAAUACCUUUUCUGCAAGUUUAAUUUAUAAUCUCAUUGCACAGACCAUAUAAAAAUGUAAAUGUUAGUUUUAUUGAUAUGGGUGACCUCAUGACAUCACUAAAUAAUGCCCAUUUGAAUAUUUAAUUUAGUUUAAUAUACAGUAGUAAUGUUUUGCCAGUUUGAAUGUUGUGUCUAUGGUAUGUAAAUUAAUGCAUGCAAUGUAUAUACUAUAUGCCCAAAAGUAUUUGGACAAUUCAUAACACACCCAUUGAAUAUCCCAUUCCAAACCCCUGACCUCAAUCCCAUUGAACACCUUUGGGACGAAUUGUAACAGACCUCGUACAACAUCAGUGGCUGACCUCAAUCAUGCGCUUGUGGCUGAAUGGGCAAAUCUUCACAGCCGUAUUCCAAAAUCUAGUGGAAAGCCUUCACAGAAAAGUGGAGGUUAUUACAGCAAAGGGGGACUAAAUCUGGAAUGGGAUGUUCAAAAUGCACAUAUGGGUAUGAAUGGUCAGGCGUCCAUAAACAUUUGGCCACAUAGUGUAUCAAUAGGGAUAGUGACUGAAGGGACAUCUGUAUUUAGAUCACUGGGAAGGACAGUGUUGGGAGUUCUGGUUGUGGCAGCCCAGCACCUUAAAAGGGCAAUUUUUAAAUAGUCUUUUUACCCCAAUGUCACCCAUUUGCAUCUGCACUAAGGGAUUAGUUAACUAAUAUUAGAGGGUUCAUUAAUUCUUGAUUGCCAGUUAUGGUAUCAAAGAUAACUGAUACAGUAUUUCUGAUGUGUAUCUAUACACAUUUUAACUAUUGCCUUAAAUCACUGUCUUUUUUUUAUAAUUUCCAUCAAAUUGCAAGGGUGUUCAGCUCCACUCUGUGUACACAUAAACCCAAUUUAACCCCUGUUUACAAAGUCCUUUUUUUUAAAGAUGUUUGCAUUACAACAGCACAUCUUCAGCUUUGCAUAUCAUUCCAUUCUCAAUGUGGAAAAAAUAAAGUCUGGAAGCAGGAUUUA
Messenger RNA from Ictalurus furcatus (blue catfish), 4345 nucleotides. It is a transcript of the gene smpd1, whose product is annotated as sphingomyelin phosphodiesterase 1. The transcript is spliced from 6 exons. The coding region runs from base 358 to 2154 and encodes 598 amino acids. The record is from RefSeq and is a predicted model, not a curated record. Gene Ontology annotation, cellular component: lysosome. Gene Ontology annotation, molecular function: acid sphingomyelin phosphodiesterase activity. Gene Ontology annotation, biological process: sphingomyelin catabolic process; ceramide biosynthetic process. Lineage: Eukaryota; Metazoa; Chordata; Actinopteri; Siluriformes; Ictaluridae.